CCGGGGGCAUAGCAUAGUGCCAGCAAGGGGGAAAGGAAGCAUCUCUCUCCCACCCACCACCUCCGCCACUGUCUCCUCAUCAAGCCUAGUCAAGCCUAGCCAAGCCAAGCCAACUUAAAACAGCCUCCUCGCAAGAAGAAAGCAAACAAGAUGGCCUGCACCUGCUCCAACACCCAAGACUGCACCACCUGCAACCAGGGCAAGUGCACGUGCGACGUGUGCAGCUGCACCAAUUGCCCCCGCAAGGCCCACGCUGCGUCGUGCAAGUGCCAGGGCGCAGGCGAGGGAUGCGCGUGCGAGGGCAAGGCAUGCCAGUGCUGAGCUUCCUGCUCCAGGCCUGCAUCGAAGAGGCUUCUCUCUCACCAAGGCGCCCUCCAUCAAGACAAACCCCCUUUCAAACCCCACUUGUUCUUGAAGCUUCCUGUCAAUAAAGCGCUUUCUCGUGACGGUACUCGAGGCCUCCCCUUUUUUUUUCAAGACACCCACCCACCCAUGUCUAUUUCUAAAUGAAUUGAGACUUGCUUCGAUGGGA
This is a messenger RNA of Acaromyces ingoldii, 532 nucleotides long. RefSeq lists its product as hypothetical. The transcript is spliced from 3 exons. Bases 151 to 321 code for a protein of 56 amino acids. The record is from RefSeq and is a predicted model, not a curated record. NCBI's taxonomy places the organism in Eukaryota, Fungi, Basidiomycota, Exobasidiomycetes, Exobasidiales, Cryptobasidiaceae.